CCUUCUUCCCACCUCCCAUGUAUCGCCGAUGUCAGUACGCCAGAGAAAUUGGGUGGGGAGUGCGAGAGCUCAGCUGUUUCACUUGGAGAAAUCUCCAGAGCGGAGCACAAAUCAAGAGAGGACAGAUCUGGCAGGCUGCUGAAGAUCAAGCAACACACCGAUACCAAAAUCCAUGGCAGCCAGCUCCUUGGGUUCUUGACUAUCAAGGCCCUGGUGCGCGGGCCCGGCUGGCCUGGGACCUGGCCAGACACAAAGGCCGCCUUCAGCCCCCCAGCGUGUGGGCAGUCAUGAUCCACACUCCUCCCAGCCACCAGGACAAAGGGAAAAGGUUAUGUAAACUGAAGUCCUCCAACCAAGCAUCCAGCUGAAAUUGGAAUGGAAAGGUGGUAAAAGGAAUGUCCACUUCAAAAAGAAGUUAAAUUAGUUCAAUUUUCCAAGCUCCAGAAGAUGAAAACAAGAAGCACAUGCAGAACCUCAUAUUAUCAAAUACACAAUCAUCCAGCAGGUGGAGACUGCAAUUAGAAACAGCAGUAAAUAUCUUCAGGCCAUCAUAAGCAUUAGAAAUGAGAUCCUGCGAAAGCAGUUUUGCUAAUUAAAUAAAAAAUAAGGAAAAAACUCAUAGUGA
This is a messenger RNA of Coturnix japonica (Japanese quail), 625 nucleotides long. NCBI's taxonomy places the organism in Eukaryota, Metazoa, Chordata, Aves, Galliformes, Phasianidae. The record is from RefSeq and is a predicted model, not a curated record.